Molecule: messenger RNA, 1965 nt
Organism: Exophiala spinifera
Lineage: Eukaryota; Fungi; Ascomycota; Eurotiomycetes; Chaetothyriales; Herpotrichiellaceae
Exons: 1
Coding region: 1-1965 (654 amino acids)
Biological process (GO): proteolysis
Molecular function (GO): cysteine-type endopeptidase activity
Source: RefSeq, a predicted model, not a curated record
AUGUCGAAAAAGGCACUGCUCAUCUCUAGCGUCUAUGGUGCUCUUAAGGGGCCCCAAAACGAUGUUGAAAAGAUGGCCCAGGUCCUCGGCGAUCUGGGAUUCGUCAUCAGCCUGUGCUGCGGAACUGGCGCGACUCGCGCGGGCAUUCUGACAGCCUGGGAACAACUCAUCGACAACAUCGGGCCAGGGGACUCCAUCGUCAUUUAUUACUCUGGACAUGGCGGGACUGUGCAAUCCCCGCGCUCUGUGGACGGCGCCACUCACAGUACGUUUGCUCGUGACCGGGCGGCUCCUUGGAAGUAUCAAUAUCUCGUCCCCGUGGACUUUGGGGAGCGGGAAAACAACGAGUUUCGAGGGAUCCUGGACGUGGAAAUGUCGCACCUGCUGCACGCCAUGACGGAGAAGACGAGGAAUGUCACCACCAUAUUGGACUGCUGCUUCGCUGGGGGCAUGGUUCGCGACCCAGGCCUCGCCGACACCGCCGUCCCCAAGGGAGUCCCCAGCACAGCGUACGCCGAUGUCGUCGACCACGUCAACAGUCUCCGAGCACGCGGCUGGAGCCUGGACGAGGCUCAUGUGGACGAAAACCCCCUCGCGGUGCGGAUCGCCGCCGCGACCGCGAGCGAAACGGCCUGGGAGUACCAAAACUCUCGGGGCGAAUGGCGCGGGGCGAUGACGGAAGCUUUGGAGAGCGUCCUCGCCGCAAGCAAGGGAAACCAUAUCUCGUGGCGGACUCUCCUGCUGCGGGUGUCGGAGAUGGUCACGGUACAAUUCCCCUAUCAGCACCCCCAAGUAGAGGGGCCCCGUAAUCGACUCACAUUCUCCGUCCAGGAGAUCGCAUCCCAGGGGUUCCAUGUUCGCGAGGAAGACGACCGCGUCGCCAUUCAGGCCGGACGGGUUUCUGGUGUCCACAAAGGAAGCAUAUACUCGGUGGUGCCCAUCGGCGCGGAGAAGCCAGUCGUGGGCCAGGAGCUCGCAAGCGCGCGCGUCACUUACGCGGGCCCUUUCAAGGCGUAUGUCGAGCUGCGACCAGGCACCGCAUCGACAGGAGGCUUGCCACCCGACGGCGCCCUCGCCUUCCUUCAGCACGACGCUGUCUACAAGUGGCCCGUGACUCUGCCCGUGACUCUGCCCGCCGACCUCACGUGGCUGCCGGGAAUGGUGGAGGCGUCCAGGUUCAUCCGGCCAGCAGCACCCGACGACGGGGAGUUGAUCCUGGCCGAGUUCAAGAAAGACUCGGACACGAUCUUCCUGUUCAGUAACCGCGGUCACGUCGUGGCCACGUUGUCCGCCAACGCGGGCCCGGACGAGAGACGCAAACUUGUCCGGCGCGCUGAACGACUCGCCCGCGGCCGGCAUCUCCUCUCGUUGAACCACGAGACCGAUGUCGAGAUUCUUCGGCACGCCGUAAACGUCACGUUUGGAGUGGUCGAUGCGGGCCCCCUCGGCGGCGGCGGCCGCCGCGGGAGAACCAUUCGACAAGACGGAGGGGACGAUCUGCGCGAAGGAGACUCCGUGUACGUGGAGCUGGUCAACUGCGGCGUCGAGACCGUCUUCGUGUGGGUCUUCGACGUCAACGCCGGAGGUAAAGUCAGCCGCGUCUCCCGCUCCAACUCGACGGGGAUCGAGAUGCCCCCCGGUCGACACGAAGUCCUCGGCUCUCGCAACGACGGCCUGGGGCUCAAAGGCUUGCCCGUCAGUUGGCCCGAGGACCUGCCCAGGACGACUCCGCUGGAAGAGACGCUCGUCUUCAUCUUCACGAGUUCGCCCGUCGACCUCCACCACCUCUCGUCGGACCCGGGCGACGGCCCGCCUCCCUCCCGGACGGGCCUGUCACACUUGGAACAACUCACCUACAGCAUCGCGACCGGAGCCAUGCGGGCCGUCACCCUAGAUGAAGACAGCGACCCAAUCCGCUACUCGAUUUCGUAUAUUCCUUUUCGACUUCAUCCCCAUCCCCUUUGA